Messenger RNA from Ilex paraguariensis (yerba mate), 624 nucleotides. The record is from the annotation of a GenBank genome assembly. NCBI's taxonomy places the organism in Eukaryota, Viridiplantae, Streptophyta, Magnoliopsida, Aquifoliales, Aquifoliaceae.
UAACUCAUAAGCCCUAGGCCUUGCACUACAUUUUGGGACAAUCUGCAAGAAAGAACGGGAAGAUCUCCCUCUUUCUCAGAGUUGUGGCCAUGGCAUUGGAAACGUAUGCAUCACAAAACGCAGACAAAGUCCACACCGACGUCCUCUUGCAAGCUAGAGAAGCUUGCUAUAAGGCGCGUGAUGCAUUUUACGCAUGUUUUGAGAAAGAAUCGAACAAGAAACCAACCGAAAUUGCGUCCGUGGGACUGCUCUAUCCAGUGGAAUGCAAGAAAACUAGGGAGGAAUAUGUGAAUCAGUGCAGACCCACUUGGGUGAAGCAUUUUGACAGGCAAUACUGUGCUAAAAAGAGGGUUCAGAGGCUUUUGGAUGAUAACGAGUCCAGAAGAGGUCCUUUGUCACUUCCACAGGCUUACACUUUUAAACCCCCUAGUAAUUGAAUUUGACCUAUAUAGUUUGGAAUAUUGGGCUAUCUAGGUUGUCUUUGGUAUUGAUUUUGUUGGAUGUUAAUGAAUUUAUAGUUGUAUAGUGACUGCAGCAGAAAUUUCAAUUCCUAAUGGACUAGUAGUGGUUAUAAUUGAAAGGAAAACGAAAUUUUAAGUUUUUGAAUAUUAAAUUGUUUCGGAG